GGUUAUUUCCGCCCGGCGAAGUCAGGGCUGCCACUAUUUCUGCUCCCUCUUCCUUUGCCCAUUGCCGGAAUAGCUGCCCUUACUAUGCUGAGAGGGAGGGAGUGCUUCCGGAUUCGUUGAAGUCCCGCCCCUACUGGAGCUGCAAGUGCUGAGAUGGACCUGGAGAAGAUAGCCCUGCCCCCCAGGGGGCCUCUGGAUCUGCCUCUCUCGAUUCUGGAGGUUGGAUGUGCUGGCCGGUUUGAGCUCAUCACUCAAGAGAAGCCUGACGGAGAUGGAUUUCCACUGACCACGCUGCCCCAUGGAUUACCCCCUUAUGCUGAGGAGCUGGCAUCUGAACUGGAGCAGCGUUUCCUCAGCAGCCCAGACUGGCUUCCCAUCCACCACUUUGAGAGGUCUCACAGGUUCUGGCCCCGUGAGAAGGACAUCCAGUCGCUUUUUGAGGUAGAUGUAACCCCCGUGCAUUCAAUGCUUCAAGCUGACCGUAACCCUACUACAGGAGAGCUGCUGGGUUUCAGAGAGGCUCUGGUGGACAAUAUGGGCUUAUCAGCCAAAAAUUCACUUUCCUUUCAGCGGGCACCUGGACCCCCAGCUGAGGCUUUGCGAGGCAGUGCCACCAACUACCCUUUCUGGCCAGGUGGAAUGGAUGAGCCCAGCUUAGAGCAAAUCAAGAUUCAAAGUGACCUGGAAGAAGACAUAGAUUUUGAGAAAGAUUUGCUGACUGUACCACCUGGCUGGAAGAAAGGGGUAGAGUUCACUAAACAAGAGCUCAAGGCCUCCCGGGGCUUGCUCAACUUGACUCACCUGUUGGGGGCACUGGACACUUUUGAGCUGGGAGUCUCCAGUGAUGAAGAAGGCAAGGAGAAGGUUGAGGAAGUGGAGAAGAGAAAGAAGAAGGGGAAAGGGAGGGGAGGAGCCAAGGAAGAAGAAAAGCCUCCUGCGGAACCAGCCCCACUGCACAGGGCAAGCAGCUUGGAAGAACUGGUGCUGAAGGAGGUGGCAUCUGGUCCCAAACCAACCCCACAAACUACCCCAACUCCUGCUGCCGAGCCCCCCAAGGAGCAGUGGGCCAUCCCAGUGGAUGUCAGCUCCCCUGUGGAUGAUUUCUACAAGCGAAUUCCAGAUCCAGCUUUCAAGUGGCCUUUUGAGCCAGACGUUUUCCAGAAACAGGCAAUUCUGCACUUGGAGAAGCACGACUCGGUGUUUGUUGCCGCUCACACAUCAGCUGGAAAGACAGUGGUAGCCGAGUACGCCAUUGCCCUGUCACAGAAGCACAUGACCCGCACCAUUUACACUUCCCCGAUCAAAGCUCUCUCCAACCAGAAGUUCCGGGAUUUCAAGAACACCUUUGGGGAUGUUGGGCUGUUGACGGGGGAUGUCCAGCUGCAUCCAGAUGCCUCCUGCCUCAUCAUGACAACGGAAAUUCUCCGGUCUAUGCUUUAUAAUGGAUCAGACGUCCUCAGAGACUUGGAGUGGGUGAUCUUUGAUGAGGUGCAUUACAUCAACGACUCUGAGCGUGGCGUUGUCUGGGAAGAGGUCCUCAUCAUGCUGCCGGACCACGUGAACAUAAUUUUGCUGAGUGCCACUGUCCCCAACACCCUGGAGUUUGCUGACUGGAUUGGGAGGAUAAAGCGGAAGAAAAUCUAUGUGAUCAGCACACUGAAGCGUCCUGUGCCGCUGGAACAUUACCUGUACACCGGCAACAGUCAGAAAACGCAGAAUGAGCUCUUCCUCCUAGUUGAUGCCCGUGGAAGCUUCCUAACCAAGGGGUACUAUGAUGCCAUGGAAGCCAAGAAGGAACGUGCCAGCAAACACUCUCAGACUUUUGGGGCCAAACAGCCUAUGCACCCAGGAGCUGGGCCAGGGCAGGACAAGAACAUCUGGCUCUCCCUCAUUGACAUGCUGCGUAAAAAAGACCAGCUGCCUGUGGUCGCCUUCACUUUCUCUCGCAAUCGCUGUGAUGAUAAUGCCUCCAUGCUCACCACGGUCGACUUGACUACAUCUUCUGAGAAAAGCGAGAUCCAUGUCUUCUUCCAGAAAUGCAUCUCCCGCCUUAAGGGCACAGACCGCCAGUUGCCUCAGGUUCUUCACAUGGUGGACCUCUUAAAGCGUGGCAUUGGCGUGCAUCACAGCGGCAUCCUGCCCAUCCUCAAGGAAGUGGUGGAGAUGCUGUUCAGUAAAGGACUUGUCAAGAUCUUGUUUGCCACAGAAACGUUCGCCAUGGGGGUGAAUAUGCCAGCAAGGACUGUGGUCUUUGACUCGAUCCGCAAACACGACGGUGCUAACUUUCGUGACCUGGUGCCAGCUGAGUACAUCCAAAUGGCAGGCAGAGCUGGGCGCCGAGGUCUUGAUACCACUGGGAUGGUGAUCAUCCUAUGCAAAAAUCAAGUGCCUGAGAUGGCCGACCUUCACCGGAUGAUGUUGGGCAAACCAACGCAGUUGCAGUCCCAGUUCCGCCUGACGUACACAAUGAUCCUUAACCUGUUGAGGGUGGAAGCCCUUCGAGUGGAGGACAUGAUGAAGAGGAGCUUCUCGGAGUUCCAUGCCCGGAAGGACAGCAAGGUCUAUGAACAUAGGAUCGCUCAACUUAGCUGCACGUUGUCCAAGAUGGAGGCGGCAGAUACAUCAGGACAGCUGAGUGAUCUACAGGAAUAUUACUACGUCGUCCGAGAACUACAGGAGAUCAGAGAACUCAUACAAAGGCGAGUAAUGGAGUCAGUGAAUGGACUGAAGGCCCUUUCUGUGGGGCGAGUGAUAGUAGUGAAAAACCAAGAGCACAAGAAUGCCCUGGGGGUGAUCUUGCAGGUUUCUACUGACGCAGCCAACCGAGCCUUCAACGCUUUGGUGAUAGGUGAGAAGAACCCCACUGAAGGAGACUCGGCUGCAGACCGAGAGAGCGGCGCCACCUCUGCUGCAGAAGUGCCUCUUCCAGAUGAUCUCCUGCGCACCAGGCUCUUCCUCCCAGAGGGCCCCUGUGGACAUACCAUCACGAAACUGGGCCCAGCUAAUAUUUCAGGUAUCACAACAAAGGCUUUGCGAGUCAAUGCUGAGCGCAUCCUGGAUGAUUUCAAGAAGCGACAGAUGCCUAGGUUCAGAAACGACCCUCCUGGACCGUCGGCAGCCACGGCCACCCAGGAGCUUCUGCGUUUGGCCGAGGGCUCCCCCGAAGGGCUGCCACUCUUGGAUCCAGUGAAUGACCUUCAGCUGAAAAACAUAGAGGUGGUGGAGGGCAUGGUGAAGACACGUCGCCUGGAGGAGAGGUUGCCCGAGUUCCAGUGUGUGGGCAGCCCCCGCUUCCACACGGAGUAUAUACGGUUCCGAGAGCAGCAGCAGGUGCAGGAAGAGCUGGAUCAGCUGCGGUUCUUGUUGUCCGACCAGUCCUUGAUGCUGCUCCCCGAGUAUCACCAGCGUGUCGAGGUCCUGCGUACCUUGGGCUACAUCAACGAAGGGGGGGCCGUGGAGCUCAAAGGGAGCGUGGCCCGCCAGAUCAGCAAUCACGAGCUGCUGCUGACCCAGCUGCUGCUGGACAACACCUUGACCGACCUGCGGCCGGAAGAGAUCGUGGCCUUGCUGAGCUGCACCGUCUGCCAGGUCCGCACCCAGGUGGAGCCUCAGCUGCCCUCUGUCCUCCAGAAGGGCAUUGCGCACAUCCGGUCGGUAGCGGAAGAGAUCGCCCUGCUGCAGCGCAAGUGUGGCUUGCAGGAGUCGGUGGAGGACUUCGUGGAGCAGUACAAGUUUGGGCUUGUGGAGGUGGUCUACGAAUGGGCCCGUGGCAUGCCGUUUGCUGAGAUUGCGCGCCUGACGGAUGUGCAGGAGGGGAUCAUCGUGCGCUGCAUCCAGCGCUUGGACGAAACCUGCCGCGAGAUGCGCAACGCGGCCCGGGUUACAGGGGAGCCCACGCUCCAUGCCAAGAUGGAGGCUGCCUCCAACAUGAUCAAGAGAGACAUCGUUUUCGCUGCCAGCCUCUACACCCAGUGAAGCGGGAGGUCGGCUGCCUUUCUGCAUCUCAUCUCUGUGGGACGGGGCAAGGGCCCCUCCCUCUUAAUUCCUGACCUCUAAGAGGUCGCAGUGUGUCUCUCAUGGGAAUAAAGAAAGAAA
This is a messenger RNA of Eublepharis macularius, 4095 nucleotides long. RefSeq names its product SKI2 subunit of superkiller complex (gene SKIC2). The record is from RefSeq and is a predicted model, not a curated record. Gene Ontology annotation, molecular function: RNA binding; ATP binding; RNA helicase activity. Gene Ontology annotation, cellular component: Ski complex. The coding region runs from base 154 to 3975 and encodes 1273 amino acids. Gene Ontology annotation, biological process: nuclear-transcribed mRNA catabolic process, 3'-5' exonucleolytic nonsense-mediated decay. NCBI's taxonomy places the organism in Eukaryota, Metazoa, Chordata, Lepidosauria, Squamata, Eublepharidae. The transcript has 29 exons.